GUGCCGGUGCCAGGCCCUACUGAUCUCCCCGCCUGCCGUCCCCCAGCAGAUGCCCUGUGCCCAUCCCAGACCUCCCCUCUCCACCGUGCCUUGCGCCGAGCCUGCCCAGCACGAGGGGCAUGUCCUGACCUCGCGCGCUUGAGAUGGCGGCUGUCCAGAGCUUCGGUGCCACCCACCCCGGCGACCCUGAGCCCGGGGACCUCAUCGAGAUCUUCCGGCCAGCUUAUCAGCACUGGGCCCUCUACCUGGGCGACGGGUACAUCAUCAACGUGACGCCCGUAGAUGAAGGGCCGCCAGCCACACUCGCCAGCGCCAAGUCAGUGUUCAGCAGAAAGGCCCGGGUGAGGAUGCAGCUCCUGAAGGACGUGGUGGGAAAUGACACCUACCACAUCAACAACAAGUACGACGGCACCUACGCUCCCCUCCCGGUGGAGGAGAUCAUCCAGCGCGCCGAGUACCUCAUUGACCAGGAGGUGUCCUACGACCUGCUCGGCAACAACUGCGAGCACUUUGUGACGCUGCUCCGCUACGGCGAGGGGGUCUCCGACCAGGCCAAGCGAGCAAUUGGUGCCAUUGGAUUUGUAACAGCUGCUGCUGGUGCCUUCUCCUUGCUGGGCUUGCUCCACAGCAGAACCAGAGAGAGACAGUACUGAUGGCCCACUGGGACAAGCUCAGAGCAGAGCAGGGGACCCCCCAGCCGUGAGGGACCCAGGACAGUUUGUGGCCACAGCUGCCACUGAGACUUACUAACAACUGUGUCACCCUUGCUGAGAGCAGCACUAGCCUGUUUGCCACAUCUGCUUUUAUUUCAUUGCCUGUGAUGAUUUUUCUGGUAGUCUGGGAGCACUUGCAAGCAAAUUCUCUAUCCUCACCCCCCGCAGUGCUCUGCUGAGGGCUGGUGCAGGCUUUCUACACACAUCCUGUAUUUAUCAGCUACAUCCUGUGGGCUCUUUCUGUGAAUAACCUAUUUUAACCUUAACAUUUUUACUUUGGGGUUUUUUUUUAAAUCAAAAGUAAUAUAAAAGUAUUGCUGAGGGUUUAUUGUGUGUCCUCCAGCUGAGAGUCUGUGCAAGUGGGAAACCCCAGGUUCUCAGGCCUGCGAAAGGGCAGACAAGGCAUGUACUGUGAAUUGGAGCCUGUGCCAGCUGUGCCUAAACUGAGCUGCUCCUGCGAGGGCAGGAGGUAGGAAGGAAGGGCAGGCCUUGCAGGCUGUAGCCCUCAGUGUUUUAAAUGAGUGGCCUGUUUUUGGCACAAUGGUGUUUUGCUUGGUUUUCUCCUGCCUGGAAAGUGUCCCUUUCCCUGGCUCCUGACUCCGUUUGGGAGCAGCAGACCCCCAGUCUGGGGACAUCUGACAAAAAACCCAGCUAACUUUUUCUCUGGCAGCUGUUUGUUCCAGAUUGGGGCUACUGUACCACUGAAAUUUCCCUCUUCAUCCCUGUAAAUGCAGUAAUUGUUGGCACUGGACCUGACCAAGCUUACUAGAUGAUCUUUAAGGUCCCUUCCAACCCAAACCAUUCUAUGAUUUUACUCCUUGAGCUGCCAAAGCACUGAGGUUUAAAGAAAGACCACCAUGGAUUGCACGGGUAGCCAGGAGCCUUUGCCCCCUGGAGCUGUGGCCAUUGGCUCUUCGGUGACCAGAAGUUGAAUUUAAGCAGUUCGUAGCCCCAGCACAAGAUCGAUCUUCCUCUAGCCAGCAGGAAGGCAAAGCCAGGGUCCCUGCAUUGCUGUGGGUGAUGUACCUGGAAAACGAGCUGUGCAGCACCUACGCCCUAUCUCCAAAUCUACAGAGCCCCACUAUUUCCUUGUCACAAAGCUGACGUGUGGCUUGUCUUAGAAGAAAACUGGUUUGGAAAAGUGUGGUUUAUUACUCUUUACCAGGAAUAUCUGGCUUACAUGUUUGAAACCAUGUUAUUUGCAGACUGUGUGUAAGAAAUUAAAUCCUGUGUUGCUUUUGCCACGGGCAACUGCCUGGACUGUAAGACGAGACGAGAGCAAAAGAGCUGUCUGUAAGAGGCUUGCUAUUUUUAUCUGCUCUUAACAUGUACAUAACAGUAUCAGAAGGUUUUUUUAAACACCAGUUGUUUCAGUGUUUGAAAUAACAAAGCCAAGACUUCUGGUCCUAUUUUGUAGUGCCCUCUGUUAUUACAUUUAAAUAAAGUUCUUUUUUAAUAUGGGAAAAUAUAAUAAAACUAAACCUGAAAGUC
This is a messenger RNA of Harpia harpyja (harpy eagle), 2204 nucleotides long. It is a transcript of the gene PLAAT1, whose product is annotated as phospholipase A and acyltransferase 1. Gene Ontology annotation, molecular function: glycerophospholipid phospholipase A1 activity; A2-type glycerophospholipase activity. The record is from RefSeq and is a predicted model, not a curated record. Lineage: Eukaryota; Metazoa; Chordata; Aves; Accipitriformes; Accipitridae. Gene Ontology annotation, cellular component: cytoplasm. Gene Ontology annotation, biological process: N-acylphosphatidylethanolamine metabolic process. The transcript is spliced from 3 exons. Bases 144 to 653 code for a protein of 169 amino acids.